This is a messenger RNA of Epithele typhae, 1023 nucleotides long. Its product is annotated as Aldo/keto reductase. Lineage: Eukaryota; Fungi; Basidiomycota; Agaricomycetes; Polyporales; Epitheliaceae. The coding region runs from base 1 to 1023 and encodes 340 amino acids. The transcript is spliced from 12 exons. The record is from RefSeq and is a predicted model, not a curated record.
AUGUCUCCGAAGAUGCAGUACGUUCGCCUCGGCAACUCUGGUCUCAAAGUCUCAAGAAUCAUCCUCGGAUGCAUGUCGUACGGCUCGCCUCAGUGGCGGUCGUGGGUGCUGCCGGAGGAGGAAUCGAUGAAGCACAUCAAGUUCGCCUUCGACCAUGGCAUCACCACGUUCGACACGGCUAAUAUCUACUCGAACGGCCUCUCGGAGACGGUCUUGGGUAAGGCCAUCAAGGAGUACAACCUUCCCCGCGAUGAGCUCGUCAUCAUGACCAAGGUAUGGUUCAUAUCGUUCGUCUCAUACAAACCAUCCCCUCAACGACAACCAGAUCUUCGCCCCGAGCUCGGGUUCAUCAACCAGAAGGGUCUAAGCCGCAAGCACAUCUUCGACGCCGUACAAUCCUGCUUGAAGCGCCUUCAGGUUGAUUACAUCGACGUCCUUCAGGUCCACCGCUUCGAUCCCGAAACGCCCAUCUCGGAGACGAUGGAGGCCCUACACGACGUGGUCAAAACCGGCUGGGUUCGCUACCUCGGAAUGAGCUCGUGCUGGGCUGCGCCUUUCGUCUUACUCUCGCCACGGCGUCCCAUCUCACCCUUUGGCUUACCCGCAGACUACGCGAUCACGCACAACCUCACGCCCUUCAUCUCGAUGGAGAACCACUACAACCUGCUCUACCGCGAGGAAGAGCGCGAGAUGUACCCGACGCUGAAGAUGUUCGGGGUGGGAUCGACGCCGUGGUCCCCGCUCGCGCGCGGGGUGCUGACGCAUCCGGUCGGCACCGCCGAGACGACGCGCUCCAAGACGGACGAGGUCGAAGAGCUCGCGAAGGCCAAGGGCGUGAGCAUGGCGCGGAUCUCGCUCGCGUGGAUGCUCUCGAAGCCGCACGUCACCGCGCCGAUCGUCGGGACGACGAGCCUCGCGAACCUGGAGGACAUCCUCGGCGCGCUCGACGUGAGGCUCACCGAAGAGGAGAUCGAGGCUCUCGAGGCGCCGUACACCCCGCUGAACGUCAUUGGCCACCGGUGA